Messenger RNA from Corythoichthys intestinalis (scribbled pipefish), 3710 nucleotides. Its product is annotated as phosphorylase b kinase gamma catalytic chain, skeletal muscle/heart isoform-like. The record is from RefSeq and is a predicted model, not a curated record. The coding region runs from base 523 to 1698 and encodes 391 amino acids. The transcript has 10 exons. Gene Ontology annotation, molecular function: ATP binding; phosphorylase kinase activity; calmodulin binding. Gene Ontology annotation, cellular component: phosphorylase kinase complex. NCBI's taxonomy places the organism in Eukaryota, Metazoa, Chordata, Actinopteri, Syngnathiformes, Syngnathidae. Gene Ontology annotation, biological process: glycogen biosynthetic process; protein phosphorylation.
GAAGGGACAGCUAACACAUGCUGCCUGUUUGUCGGAAAUUUUGGAACGAUAUGAACUGUAUUUGUGUUAGUGAUAGUUUCUCCACGCUACACAAGCUAUUCUUACUGCACAGUCACAUAGCAAUGAAGUCAAACCUAACGGUGAAUUAAAAAUGUCCCAAGUUUGGGACAAUUUUAUUCUUUCAAAGAAAAACAGUCUUGUGCUCAGUUUGUAAAUUGGAACACUAAAUCGGUCAUUUGGGGGUAAUGAAGGACAGGGCCGUCUUGAUGAGGUUAUUUUCAGGAGCUUUGCUUUCGAAGCGGAUACUGUCCGUGGCAGUGGUCGCUUUUGAAGCCACCAUUUAUUUUAGGCGUCUGACAUUUGAGCUCCUGUCAUGGCAGCGACCCGCAGAAGCUGUGGCUGUGUCCGACGUUGAACGACUUCUUCCUCUCAAUAUAAUGGAUAAUCUUUGAUAGGAUAGGAGGGACUGAGUGAGACGAAACGCGUGUGGAAGCAAAGAGCUGUUGUGUCAAUCACUUCAUCAUGACUAAAGAGGAGGAGAUCCCAGACUGGGUGGGCGCCCAGGAAUUCUAUGACAACUAUGAGCCGAAGGAGAUUCUGGGAAGGGGAGUGAGCAGCGUGGUGCGUCGCUGUGUUGACAAACGGACGUCUCAGGAGUAUGCUGUGAAGAUUAUCGAUGUCACUCCCUCAGACAAAAUGACCCCAGAGGAAAUUGAGGAGAUCAGGGACUCUACAGUGAAGGAAAUUGAUAUCCUCAAGAAAGUCUUUGGACAGGAGAAUAUUAUACAGCUAAAAGAUUGCUACGAAUCCAACGUAUUCUUCUUCCUGAUUUUUGACCUGAUGAAAAGGGGAGAACUUUUUGACUACCUCACGGAGAAAGUAACACUGAGUGAGAAGGAAACAAGGAACAUCAUGCGUGCUCUGCUGGAUGUGGUUCACUUUCUCCACGACCAGAACAUAGUUCAUCGAGAUCUCAAACCUGAAAACAUUCUUUUGGAUGAUGAGAUGAACAUCAAACUGACUGACUUUGGCUUCGCUGUGCAAAUCCAACCGGGAGAGAAGCUUAAAGAGGUGUGUGGGACUCCUGUUUAUCUUGCACCCGAGAUCAUCCAGUGCUCCAUGGACUCUGGCCACGAGGGAUACGGAACUGCUGUGGAUAUAUGGAGUGCAGGGGUGAUUAUGUACACUCUGUUAGCUGGUUCCCCACCCUUCUGGCACAGGAAACAGAUGCUGAUGCUGCGUAUGAUUUUAGCGGGAGAUUACAGUUUUUCAUCCCCUGAAUGGGAGGACCGUUCCGACACAGUCAAAGAUUUGAUCUCUCGGAUGCUCGUGGUGGACCCAAGACAGCGGUACACUGCCGCCGACGUGCUCAACCAUCCGUUCUUCUCGCAGUAUGUGGUGGAUGAAGUCCGACAAUUAAGUCCAUACAGAAAAUUCAAGGUCAUCUGCCUCACGGUGCUAGCCACUAUGCGCAUCUACUGCAGCUACCGUAGAGUCAAGCCUAUCACCAAGGAGGUGAUCCAGAGUGACCCAUAUGCAUUCAAGCCCCUUCGCAAGCUCAUUGAUGCAUGUGCCUUCAAGAUUUACGGUCACUGGGUCAAAAAGGGCCAAACGCAGAACAGAGCAGCACUUUUCGAGAACACGCCAAAGGCCAUCCUGCUGUCUAUAGUGGAUGAGCCAGUCCAGAAUAUCUGGUAAUAUACAAUUGGUCGCUUCGGCUGUGUUGGUGGAGUUUGUAUUAUAAGUGAAAAUGGUGGAGCACUGAGAACAUCAAUAAGGUAACCAAACAUACCCCCAGCAAACUAAAUAUGUGUUACUUCAAAGGAAAUAAACUGAUAUAAAAUUUUAGUUGGCUCGCCAAAUGCAAUUAAAGAUAAGCAAACAUUUGUAGUAUCACAUGUACAUUUUUUAUUUUUAUUCUCACCAUUUCUGAAGUUGCUGCUUUUGACUACCUUCACUACAGAAAAAUAGCACCAUCUUUUGGAUUCAGGGAGACGCCGCAUCAUGCAUUUAAUGCAACUGUGUUUUUACUCGACACAAUACGUAUGGCAGUUUUUUUUUUUAAACUUACUUGUUAGUUAAAUCUGUUCUAAAGCCCUCUAGGCGUUCACAACUGUACAUCUUCAAAAGUCACUUGUUUUUUGAUUUGAUAACGCAUGCUGUUCAAUACUUUUUGUGAUCUUUUAACAUGGUAAAGCGCUUUCAAGUUUCAAUGUAGGUUCCUGCGUCAAAUGUCAUUAAUGUUUAAAUAUUAAAUGUAGCUUUGGUUCAUAAUUAAAAUUGCAGACUGCUUUUGGUUAUUUCUUAAUGCUCAAUGUAUGCCAAUCCUCAAUGAGAAAUAAGACUAAUGUAUAAAAAAUAAUCUAAUUUUUCACGUUCAUAAUCUUAACUCAUACCACAUUCAUUUUUAACAAAACUUGUUUUCAAAUGGUAAGAUUGCCUGUUUUCCCUUUCUAUACAAGUAGUUUUUAAACAAAUAUAAUUUUGAAUUUUUCCUUCAACAUUGUCCUGCUUUUGGGCUCAACGGUGACGCGAGUUUGAUUCAUAUGCCAUAUAUUCAAGUUUGGUCAGAUGUGAUUGACAUGGUUGUACCUGUAGUGUCCAAUUAGAUGUGACCAAAAGGGUACAUUCCCUAAUGUUUGGAUGUGUGAAAAGUUGAUAAACCAAAAAUUUUGUAUAUUAAUGAAUUAAAAAAAAAAAAAAAACAGUGAGGAAGUCAGUGAUAAACGUUAUUUAUUUAUUUUUUUACUUAUAUAUAGGAACGUACAAUAAAUAUUCGUAACACCAAGACAGUUAUAUGUACCAUAUGCUUGAACAAAUAAAUGCCUGGAUGACCUCACUACACGAUCCACUCGGAUUUAGGCCAGUUGACCUUAAGAUCCUCUCGGAAGUCCUGUUGAAGGAGGGAAAAAAAGACAUAACUACAAGUAGAUAAUAGUAAAAGUCAGGAAAAUGUCACAAGUGUUUAAUUUGUUUUCAUUUCUAAAGUGCUGGGUGAAGUUAAGAAAUCACUCCCGCCAUCCAAAGAAAUGAGGCCAUGCUCUUGCAUGGUGUCUGACUGUGUCCACCACAGAGUUGGAACAGAAUUCAGCCAUGCGGUCAUUUGGUCAAGUUUGGUCCCAAUAUCAAUAAUGACUUCACGUUUCGAUUCUGAAACUAUUAGAUUAUGAAUGUGUACCUCAGCCUUUGGUCCAGAAACUGAAGAGUUGAUUCAGCAAGAGCUAUUCCCUCAUUUUCUGCGGUAAAAAGAAAAGGGAAACAUGUUACUUUCUGAAAUAUUGAAGUGAAAUGCCUUUAAAGUUUGCAUGAGAAUUGGUAUUUAUCUGUCCUCACCAGACAGCGAAAUGAGCUACAACACUGCUCACUCACUGUAAAGUCAAUGUGAGAAAUUUCUUUCGCAUGGUGUCUGACCGAGUUUACCACAUCAACGGUAAAUCAGAAUUCGGCCAUGCAGUAUAACACGUGGCGUGCGCUAAGGUUCUCAGUAAAGUUGGGAAGACAUGUUAAGUAUACUAAAUCUACAUUGAUAAGAUUGAAUACAUAUAAGAUUUCUGGCAUUAUGUCCCACAGUAGCUACUAUUAGUUUUCUACAGCAGGGACUUCGAAAAAAAUGCUAACGAGCUAAAGCUAAUUAGACCGUAAUUUAAAAGUUAAAAGACGGUUAGUUGUUUAUUUGCAGGAAUUAUGUUGCCUUCAUGUAUUACUCCGAC